Messenger RNA from Wasmannia auropunctata (little fire ant), 679 nucleotides. Its product is annotated as active regulator of SIRT1-like. NCBI's taxonomy places the organism in Eukaryota, Metazoa, Arthropoda, Insecta, Hymenoptera, Formicidae. Gene Ontology annotation, molecular function: enzyme binding. The transcript has 4 exons. Gene Ontology annotation, cellular component: nucleolus. The record is from RefSeq and is a predicted model, not a curated record. The coding region runs from base 165 to 593 and encodes 142 amino acids.
GAAGCGAAACGCCAUUUGUGCAGUUUGCGCUUCUCUGAUCUGACUCAUCUGAAUUCAGGACUUUGCGUUUCACAUUUGGAUAAUAUAAUAAUGUUUUUUAGUAAUUUAACAAAUAAUCUGCACUAUUAUAUAAAUAAUUAAGUUACAGUGACAUAUUCAGAGAAAUGUCUAACUCACUCGUGCAUAAAAGUUUAGAGUUGUUGGGUUACGAAAAAGAUUUGCAGAAAGAACAAAAUAAGAAGAAGAAACGUAAGGCUGUUGGAUAUAAAGGAGUGUUGGAUCUAAUUCCCACUAAACAUAGAAUCAUCUCUAAAAACGAUAAGACAGAUCUCGAUACUAUUUUGGGCCGAUCCAGCAAAACUACCGUUUAUGAGACUCAGAAACGCUUAGCUAUUCAAAAAGAUCCUACCAACAAAAAUGUACAACGACUCCUUUUACUUAGCAGUAAUCGGAUAGAUUCUGAGACAGCAAAUAACCUGUUGCAACGUGCUGUAGGAAAGAGAUACAUUCAACAGGAAAAACCUAAGAAAUCAGAAGAAACAAUUUUCACGGAAGAAGAUUUCAGGAAAUUUGAACAAGAAUAUGUGGAAUGAAUUGUAAGGAAUAGCGCAAUGUAUAAUUUUAAUAAGGAAUAGUGCAAACUGUAAAAAUUAAUAUAGGAAUGACCAAUGAUGUUUAA